This is a messenger RNA of Manis pentadactyla (Chinese pangolin), 8058 nucleotides long. RefSeq names its product KRIT1 ankyrin repeat containing (gene KRIT1). The transcript is spliced from 17 exons. Gene Ontology annotation, biological process: regulation of establishment of cell polarity; cell redox homeostasis; negative regulation of angiogenesis. Bases 477 to 2687 code for a protein of 736 amino acids. Lineage: Eukaryota; Metazoa; Chordata; Mammalia; Pholidota; Manidae. Gene Ontology annotation, molecular function: protein binding. The record is from RefSeq and is a predicted model, not a curated record. Gene Ontology annotation, cellular component: plasma membrane; cytoskeleton.
GCUGCGGGUUGGAGAGCCAAGGCCUUUGAAGAUCUGGAAUCGCCUAGCUUCGGGGAACAGUGAGGGCUGUAUGGUGCUGAGUGCGAAGAGGGAGUAGGACAGUCAAAAGCCAGCCGGCAAGAGUUUUUCUUACUCUCGUGGCGCGUGGUGGGGCCAGCGGCUGAACACGCUGGGCGGCUUUUUGCUGACGGCCGAAGGUUUCCUGUCACAGGAAGUUGGGCCAGGCCACUGGGAAAGAGAAGGGAAGGAACCAUGAGAAAGCGGUGACGGCCCCCCGCCCGUAAGUGACUGUCACAUCCAGUGAGUUGAAUGUAGCGGCCCGGAGGUGCUCCGCCGCCCGCACGGGCUAGACCGUUGGGUUUCCCGCACAGGUGAGACGAGGAGGAGCAAGAUCCAGACUCCAGUGAAAGAAAACAGAGGUUGGAAGCUGAGCUAUCUCCAGAUCUAGUUUCUCCAGGGAUUUGUUUUAUAAAGCAAUGGGAAAUCCAGAAAACAUAGAAGAUGUAUACAUUGCUGUCAUUCGUCCAAAGAAUACUGCCAGUCUCAAUUCUCGGGAAUACAGAGCUAAGUCGUAUGAAAUUUUGUUGCAUGAAGUUCCCAUUGAAGGACAGAAAAAAAAGAGAAAGAAAGUUUUGCUAGAAACUAAACUUCAAGGCAACAGUGAAGUAACUCAAGGCAUAUUGGAUUAUGUAGUAGAAACCACCAAACCAAUUUCUCCUGCAAACCAGGGUAUCAGAGGAAAACGAGUGGUACUCAUGAAGAAAUUUCCUCUGGAUGGGGAGAAGAUGGGCAGGGAAGCUGCAUUGUUUAUUGUACCAUCAGUCGUCAAAGAUAAUACUAAAUAUACAUAUACUCCAGGAUGCCCAAUUUUUUACUGCUUACAAGACAUUAUGCGAGUCUGUAGUGAAUCCAGCUCUCACUUUGCUACACUUACAGCAAGGAUGUUAAUAGCCUUGGAUAAGUGGUUAGAUGAACGUCAUGCACAGUCUCACUUUAUUCCAGCUCUAUUUCGACCAUCUCCUCUUGAACGGAUAAAAACUAAUGUCAUAAACCCUGCAUAUGCAACUGAAUCAGGUCAGACAGAAAAUUCACUUCAUAUGGGCUAUAGUGCACUAGAAAUAAAGAGCAAAAUGUUAGCCCUAGAGAAAGCAGAUACCUGUAUUUACAAUCCUUUGUUUGGAUCAGAUCUUCAGUAUACAAACCGGGUAGAUAAAGUGGUAAUAAAUCCAUACUUUGGUCUAGGAGCUCCAGACUACUCAAAAAUCCAAAUUCCCAAACAGGAAAAAUGGCAGAGAAGCAUGAGCAGUGUCACAGAAGACAAGGAACGACAAUGGGUAGAUGAUUUUCCUCUCCAUCGAAGUGCCUGUGAAGGAGAUUCAGAACUACUAAGCCAUCUUCUCAAUGAAAGAUUUUCAGUCAACCAGUUAGAUAGUGACCACUGGGCGCCCAUUCAUUAUGCAUGCUGGUAUGGAAAAGCUGAGGCUACUCGCAUAUUGUUAGAGAAAGGAAAGUGCAAUCCAAACCUUUUAAAUGGACAGCUUAGUUCUCCCCUUCAUUUUGCUGCUGGUGGAGGACAUGCUGAAAUAGUACAGAUUCUCCUAAGCCAUCCAGAAGUUGACAGACACAUAACAGACCAACAAGGGCGAUCCCCUUUAAAUAUUUGUGAAGAAAACAAACAGAAUAACUGGGAAGAAGCUGCAAAAUUGUUGAAAGAAGCCAUUAACAAACCCUAUGAAAAAGUUCGAAUAUACAGAAUGGAUGGAUCAUACCGUUCUGUUGAACUGAAACAUGGAAAUAAUACUACAGUUCAGCAGAUAAUGGAAGGAAUGCGUCUUUCUCAAGAAACACAGCAAUAUUUCACUAUUUGGAUCUGUUCAGAAAACCUCAGCCUUCAACUCAAGCCUUAUCAUAAACCCUUGCAACAUGUUCAUGACUGGCCAGAAAUACUUGUUGAAUUGACUAAUUUGGAUCCCCAAAGGGAAACACCACAGCUUUUCCUAAGAAGAGAUGUGAGACUUCCUUUGGAAGUUGAAAAAAAGAUUGAAGACCCACUAGCUAUUCUUAUUCUCUUUGACGAAGCCAGAUAUAAUUUACUGAAGGGCUUUUAUACAGCUUCUGAUGCUAAACUGAUAACACUGGCAAGUCUACUGUUGCAAAUAGUUUAUGGAAAUUAUGAGAGUAAGAAACACAAGCAAGGUUUCCUGAAUGAAGAAAAUCUAAAAUCCAUUGUACCUAUUACCAAAUUGAAAAGUAAGGCACCUCAUUGGACAAAUCGAAUACUUCAUGAAUACAAGAAUCUUAGUACAAGUGAGGGUGUCAGUAAAGAAAUGCAUCACCUUCAGCGCAUGUUCUUACAGAAUUGUUGGGAAAUUCCUACAUAUGGAGCAGCUUUUUUCACAGGACAGAUAUUUACCAAGGCAAGCCCCAGCAAUCAUAAAGUCAUCCCUGUGUAUGUAGGAGUGAAUAUAAAAGGACUUCAUCUCCUUAACAUGGAAACCAAGGCUUUGCUUAUAAGUCUUAAAUAUGGUUGUUUUAUGUGGCAGUUGGGAGAUGCUGGUACAUGUUUUCAGAUCCACAGUAUGGAAAACAAAAUGAGUUUUAUAGUACACACAAAACAGGCUGGCCUUGUGGUAAAACUAUUAAUGAAACUAAAUGGACAGUUAAUCCCCACUGAAAGAAAUUCAUGAGAGGAGAGCAGCUGAUACUUAAGCCACCACAUUUUGUGAUGCAGAUUUUUUCCAUGAAAGAUUUCUUCAACUAUUACUUUUAACAAGGCAUUUAGUCUCUUGUAAUAUAUAUGUAUACUUCUAUAUUGUACAGAAUCUGUACUUAUGUUUGGUGUGUAAUAUACCAACUAGUUUUAUAUUAUAUUCUCAUAAGCUAUUCUAAUUUUUUAGAAAAACACAAAAGGUAUAGAUUGAUAGUCCGCAUAACAUUAGAUAAAAUAAUAACCUUUAUAAAAGUUAUUUUUGGUAAAUGGUAAAGAAUUUGAAGUGGAAUGUGAUGAAAUUAAACUAUAGCUUUGGUAUUACUGUGUCAUUUCAAAAUAUACUGAAAGUAACAUGAUUUAAAUAAAGAAAAUUGUUUUCUACUUAAACCAUAUAACACUGUUUAAAACAUUUUUUUAAAAAUCUAUGAACAUUUUCCAACAUGUUUUUAGAAGUCUUAGUUAAAAUGUAUAUUUGGCAUAAGUUGAUAUUUCUCAAAAGUAUAGUGCUUGAACCUGCUGCAUCAUAAUUACUUGGGUACCUCUUUAAAUGAAGAAUUCAGGGACUCAGUCUAGAAAAUUCAUUCAUUCUCUGGAAGUAGCAAGACCUGGGAAUCUUUUCUUAAGCUUUGGUUCAUUUUCUGUUGAAAUAAUUUAGACCCAAAAAUGAAUUUUAAUUACUAAAGUUAAGUAAAUUACAUAAAACUGCCUGGGACACAGCACACUCAUACACAGACACACAGAUUAUGGGACAGUAUCUGGAUAUUAGUUGCAUUUAUUAAGUACGUGUGUUUUAUGAGUUGGCUUAAUGAUUAUUUAUAUUUUCUUUACAUUAUAGGAAGUAGAUCACAAAAUACCUGCUCGUUUCAUUUAGAGGAGUACUGGUAUCAUAGAUGGAGGAGCUAACUUCAUUAAUCUGCCAUUUCAUAAUCUUAGAAACUAGUCUUUCAAGGUAGGACAUUGAUUAUGUUCUAAUAGAUACAAUAGUCACAUUUAAAGUUAUCCUAUGGAUUGCAGAUAAUUUUUCUACAGCAUCAUUUUACUCUUCCCAUUAAUUUUGCUUAUUUUUAAAGGUGCUGUAAGCCUUAUCAAAAUUAAGAUUAUAUGGCUAAGUAAAUUCACUGACAAAGCCUGAUCAUCAAAUUAUCUUUAAUUCUGUGCUAAGCACUUUUGAUUCUACAUAAACAACGUCCUGUUCAGUGUUAUCCAUUCCAGUGGCCUCAACUGUUACCAAAUACCCUGUUGACUCCCAAACCUAAAACUUCAGCAACUUCUCUUCUGAACUCUAGAUCUUAAUUUCCAAUUUUCUGCUAUUCUAGCUCCAUUUAAAUGGCCUACACAAGGAACUUCUGUUUCAUCAGAGCUAGAAACAGAAUUUGUUUUCUCUACUCCAUUCUGUUCUUCCUUUUGUAUUCUCAGGUUAAAGAUAUCAUCACAUUGCAUCCAUUUGCUUAGCCUAGAAAUCCUGGAUGGAUCUUCUUCAACUUCUCCCACUUUUAUCACCUUACACAUUCCAUUUAUCGAGCUCCGUCCAGUGUUUUGUGAGUUCUUUAUCAUUCCCUUUCUCCCUGGUUGCACUGCAACCACCCUACUUCACGUCCUUGCCAUCUGCUCCUGGGCUCACUGUAGCUUCCUCUCUGGCCUCCCCUGACUCAAGCUCUGUGCCCCGCACACCUCUGCCACAGUGGUGCCAAGUUCACCUUUCUCAUAGAUCUGAUUAUUUCAUUACCUUCUGAAAACCUUUCAUGGUUCCUCAUUCCUCACUACCUGCAGAAUUAAAUUCCAGUUUCUUAGUAUUGACUGUAAGGCCCCUACUACUCUAACCUGCCUAUCCAGAUUAAUUUCUAACCAUUUUGCCCAUGCUCAUCCUGUGCUCCAACCCCGUAUUUCCUAACCCUGUAAUCACAUGGGGAAUUUUAAUACUUUACGACUCAAUAAUUUUAGGGUGGAACCCAAGCAUUUCUGUUCUUAAGUAUCCCAUGUGAUUCUGAUGUAUAGCUAAGUUUUAGAACUGCUUUUAUAGCCAACGUUAAUGAAAUUUUCACAGAGGAAGGUGAGGAAGCAAUGAUAGACUACAUUAGACAACUCCCUGCUCCAUAAAAUGUAUCCUCUUGGGGUUACACAGUAUGGCAGUCCUCUAGAGAAAGGAAGAGGAGACUCUUAGAGUGGAUGGCUAUUAAAGGCUUAAAAAUAUAUAAAAUUAAAAAGUGAAUUUUCAAAUACAGUACUGAGGAAAGAAAACUGAUUAUUAUCUACCAGACCAUAAGCUAGAAGUAAACAAUAGUGGAGAAAUUGAAAUAGCUUUUAAUGAGAAAUAAAACCAGAACAGCUAACACUGCAAAUGAUAAAUGUAUUAGAAAACCUUAACAAAUCUUGUAAGAUUAAAAGUUGCCAAAAUUGACCCCGCAAAAUUAGUCUUGGUAGAAAUAUUUAACAAAGUAAAACUGUCCAUAGUUCUUGACCAAAUUAAAUAGGAGAAUUGCUUCAAUAAAAUUUACAUUUUAAUUUGAUCCUGAGAAACUCAUUGGCAAAAACAGUAAUUGGAAGAAUUUGAUGUGUGCGAAAACUGAUGAAUCAAUUCCUUGUUUAUAAUUUAUAUAGAGAAAACACUUCCAAUAAAAAUAAUUUCAGUAAAAUGAAAAGGGAAUUAAUUUUUUUUGCUGUAUUGUGUAGAAAACUAACCAAAUUUAAGUUGAUGUGAGUGCAUGCAAAAAAUACUUUCUCAACAAAAAAUCCAUCUAUGAUAUGAUUCUCAUUUAAAGUUUCUAUUCAUAAAGUCAGCCUUAAGGCUAUUUGGAGCGACAGGGGUGGGCAGACUGAAAAGGCCCUAAAGCAAAAGAGGGUUAAGCCCUGGGGGUUCUUAGAGACCAGAGGGCUUGAGGCAAAGAAAUAUCUUUCAGACAUUUUGGGGUAUAAGUGAGAAAAGUAAUUCCAAUAUAUUGUGCUAAUUUCUAUGAAAGAAUGAAGUGCUGGUUGUUCACGAUUCCUGGAAAGGCUCCAAGUAUGGGUGGGAAAUUAGGGACUUACUUUCCUAUUAGUUAAAUAAACUUUGACUUGUGUAUGAUUCCUACUCAUAAUAGUAAUAGCUAAUACUUAAAGUGGUGCUUCCUAUAUUCCUGGCAUUGUUUGAAGCACUUUUAGAUAUAUUAAUUCAUUUAAUCUUUAUAACAAUCACAUGAGGCAAAUACUAUUAUUCCCAUUUUACAGAUGAAGAUAACAGUUAAGUCACUUGCCAACCAAAACAAGUGGUGGAGCUGAGAUUCAUAUGAAGGCAGUCUGGCUCCAGAGUAUAAGUAAUCACAUACAUGAUGUAUGGUUGUAAUAAAAACAAAGCAAAAUACUUGUUUUCUACCAUUCAAAAAGCUUAGGCACCAAACUUCCUAACAGUGCUGAGAAUUUUUUCAUCUUUUUAUAUUUUAAAACUUUGAAAAUAAUUGUGUAUGGAGAGGUUAUGUUACUUGUCUGAGGUCAAAAACAAGUAAGUGAUGGAUUCAGAAUUCAAAAUCUGGCAGUCUGGCUUCUGUAUUUAGACAGUCAGGUAAAGUAGAAGUAGCAGGAGAGGUUUAAAAAAAAAGGACCAAAUCUUGAAGGAUGUUGUUCCCUGCUAAUGAGGAGUCAUUGGAGGCUUUAGGACUCGACUAGCUCAGAUUUAAGUGGAAAGGUCACCCUGGGCCAAUGUAUAGAAGGGCUCAAAGGGGGGGUUCACCAGUUACCCACAUUAUUAAAUCCUCACCACAACUAGAGCAAUUACUAUCUGUCAACAUAGAAAGAUGAUACAGAAUCAUUGGCUAUAGUCUCCAUGGUGUCCUACCAUCCUGAUGACCAACUUUAUAUUAUGAUUGAGAAUUUUUGUGUCCCUUAAUCCCCCACCCUUCCCCCAUGGUAACCACCAGUCACUUAACAGUGUCUAUGAGUCUGCUGCUAUUUUAUUCAUUUUGUUUUGUUUUGUUCUUGGAUUCCAGAAAUAAGUGAAAUCAUAUGGUAUUUGUCUUUUUCUGUCAGGUUUAUUUCACUUAGCAUAAUACCCUCUGGGUCCAUCCAUGUUGUCACAAAUGGCAGGAUUUCUUUUUUUUUAUGGCUGAAUAAUAUUCCAUUGUGUAUGUAUACCACAUCUUCUUUAUCCAUUCAUCUGUUUAUGGACAUUUUGGUUGCUUCUAUAUCUUGACUAUUGCAAAUGCAGCAAUAAACAUAGGGGUGCCUAUAUCUUUUUUAAUCAGAUUUUUUUUCCUUUGGGUAAAUUCCUUUAAGUGGAAUUACUGGGUCACAUGGUAUUUCUGUUUUCAGUUUUUUGAGGAACCUCCAUAUUGCUUUCCGCAAUGGCUGCAAUUUACAUUCCCAGCAACAGUGUAGGAGGGUUCCCAUUUCGCCACAUCCUCAUUUGUGGAUAUUUUUUAAAUGUGUAUCAUGAGAGAUAAGAAGUGUUUAAAAUGCCUUUUAAGUGUACACAACAAAAAGGAAAGCAAAAGAGUCAGGGAAUUUAGAACAACUAGAUGUGAUAGGAAUACAAAAUAGCACAACAGUUUGAAAAGCAGUUUGGUAGUUUCUAAGUUAAAUAUACACCUAUUAUAGGACUAUAGUCAUCCAUUUCUAGGUAUUUAUCCAAGAAACAAAAGCUUGUGUUCACAUAAAAAUCUGUAUGAAAAUGUUUAUGCGAUAUGUUUUCCAUUUUUUCAUAAUUAAUAAUGAAAUGUAACUAUUCAUAAUUGCCCCAAACUGGAAACAACUGAAAUAUCCUUCAACAGGUUGAAUAAUUGAAUGAAUAAACACUCAGAGCCAUUCAUACAAUGGAGUACUACUCAGCACAAAAGGAGCAAACUAUUGAUGAACUAUAUGGAUGAAUUACAAAUACAUUAGUUAACUGAAAGAAGCCAGACUUCAAGAGGGUUAUAUCAUAGCAUUGCAUUUAGAUGACAUUCUGGAAAAGGCAAAAGCUAUAGGGUUACAAAGCAAAUAGUCGUUAUCAAAGACAGAGGAUGGCAGUGAGGGGAUAUAGGAACAUAAAGGGGCAGCACGAAGAAAUUUGGGGGGGCAGGGUAAAAGAACUGCUCUUACCCUGAUUGUGAUUGACAAAUCUCACAAAACCUACAUCAAAAAAAGGAAUUUUACUGUACAUAAAUUUUAAAAGUACAUUUAAGAAUCACAACUUGCUAUACAAAAGUUUUGAAAAUUUACCAAAAAUAUAUAAAGAUUUAAUAAGUUGGAGAAAGACAAACACUGUAUGAUUUCACUUCUAUAAAUAACCUGAAAAACAAACAAAUCCAAAGGGCAAAAAAAGAAAACCAAACCAGAAACAGACUCACAAAUACAGAGAAAAUGAUGAUUGCUAAUUGGAUGUGGAGAAUAGGCAAAAU